Messenger RNA from Diospyros lotus (date-plum), 1964 nucleotides. RefSeq lists its product as uncharacterized. Gene Ontology annotation, biological process: activation of GTPase activity. The transcript has 12 exons. Bases 317 to 1633 code for a protein of 438 amino acids. Gene Ontology annotation, molecular function: GTPase activator activity. The record is from RefSeq and is a predicted model, not a curated record. NCBI's taxonomy places the organism in Eukaryota, Viridiplantae, Streptophyta, Magnoliopsida, Ericales, Ebenaceae.
CAACUGCCCGCAAUCAUUCCCCGGUCAGCCAUUGCAGGCCAUGGCCACCAGCACCACCCUCUUCUUCUAACAUUAACCCCAAAAAAUCCCAAAAAAGAAACCAAAAAAAAAAAAAAAAAUCGACAGUUUUCCGUUUCCCGUUGUUUUCCCUGCUUUGAUCUGGGUCCUCUUCAAACGUUCUCGUGGAAUCCGAUCUGGGUUUUCGAUCUUUCUUCGAGGGGAUUCAGCUCUCGGUGCGUGCUGGUUCUGGAUUUGGUUGGCCCUGAUAACUCGGCUGGGGUUUUGAUUUGCUUUCUUUCUGUUUGAUAUUUUGACAAUGUGGAGGGAUCCUGGAACUUCCGCUGAUUCUUUCUACGAGGUUCGGCCGGACUGCACCGAUGUUCCCAUCACUAAAUUCAGAAUCAAGGCUGGAAAAACUCUUAGUGUGCGUAAAUGGCAGGCUGCAUUUACUCCAGAAGGUUAUCUGGAUAUAGGCAGGGUACUUGGUCGAAUCCAGCGAGGGGGGAUCCAUCCAUUGAUUAGAAGCGAAGUUUGGGAGUUUCUACUUGGUUGUUUUGAUCCUAAGAGCACAUUUGAUGAACGAGAGCAAAUACGGCAUCAGCGGAGGGCACAAUAUGCUGCACUGAAAGAAGUUUGCCGCCAAAUGUUUCCCAUUAUUGGAAGUGGUAGGUAUAUAACAGCACCUGUAAUAACUGAAGAUGGUGAUCCUACCAAUGAUCCUAUAGUGCUUCUAGAAGCAAAUCUAGAUGAGGGACCGGAUUCACUUACUCAAGAAAAUGGCAUAUCCCGCAGUUCAGUAUGCGUGAAAGAGGUAGACAAGAAAAUAAUCCAAUGGAAGCUUACUCUACAUCAAAUAGGUCUUGAUGUGGUUCGCACUGACAGGACCCUAGUUUUCUAUGAGAAGAAAGAGAAUUUAUCAAAACUUUGGGAUAUUCUCUCUAUAUAUGCCUGGUUUGACACCGAUGUUGGGUACUGCCAAGGAAUGAGUGAUCUUUGCUCCCCCAUGAUCAUCCUUCUUGAAGAUGAAGCAGAUGCAUUUUGGUGCUUUGAACGUUUGAUGCGCAAAAUGCGAGGAAAUUUCAGAUGCACAGAAAGAUCUGUUGGGGUGGAAACACAACUUACUAAUUUGGCAACAAUUACCCAAGUUAUUGACCCAAAACUUCAUCAGCAUUUAGAGACCCUAGGUGGAGGUGACUAUUUGUUUGCUGUUAGAAUGCUUAUGGUUUUGUUUCGUCGAGAAUUCUCUUUUGGUGAUUCACUAUAUCUUUGGGAGAUGAUGUGGGCUCUGGAAUAUGACCCUGACUUGUUCGCCAUCUACGAGGAACCCCAUUCGGUUGCAGAAAGACCUGAGGGAUCUAAAGUAAAACCCAAGUCAAUAAGCCAAUGUGGGAAGUUUGAGAGAGAAAAUAUGAAAAAUGGAGCAAAAAAUUCUGAUGCCCCACUACCCAUUUCUGUUUUUCUCGUGGCCAGUGUCCUGAAAGAUAGAAGCGCAAGGUUACUCACGGAGGCCCGAGGCCUAGAUGAUGUUGUUAAGAUAUUGACUGACAUUACAGGAAGUCUGGACGCCAAAAAGGCAUGCAAUGAGGCAAUUAAACUCCAUAAGAAGUACCUAAAAAAGGCCAAGAAGGCAUGACUGCAAGCUAAAGCUUGGGUUUGGAAGAAACGAAUGGCUACAAGAAUAACAGGUGGUUUUGGAAGUGAACAUGGUAUGCUUCCAUUGUAAGAUCUUGGCUCAGGCUCCAUAGAGAGAACACUCUUCAACCAGUAGAAGAAUGCUGGCGGAAGCUUUUGUUGCACGUAAAAUCAAUCAUUGUAACAUGUAUAUUUAAAGCAUUAAUUGUAAUUCAUAAUACGAAAUAUUGUUUCUAUCAUUACCUGUUAAUUUGUAAAACUGAUCAAAUACAAGGAAAGAAAAAAAAAACAAUUUGCUCCAAGUUUACUCCACAUUAAAGAAGGAUUUAUCA